AUGGAAGGGGAGACGGUGUCAUCAGGAGGAGGCGUGGGAAAUGGAAGCCAAAUUGAGGGGAAAAUGGUGCAGACAUUUCAGAAGAACUUCGUUCAAGUUCAGACCAUUUUGGACCAAAACAGAGUCCUAAUCAACCAAAUUAACCGAAAUCAGGAGUCCAAAAUGCCUCAUAAUCUCACCAGAAACGUGGGUUUGAUUCGCGAGCUCCACAACAACAUAAGGAGAGUCGUGGAUUUAUACGCACAUCUCUCCACUUCCUUCACCAAAUCCAUGGAGCUUUCGUCGGAAGGAGACUCCUCCUCCUCCGCCGCCGCCGCCAAGCCUGGCCACAAGCGCAACCGUCCUCCGCCCUAG
This is a messenger RNA of Cucurbita maxima (winter squash), 354 nucleotides long. RefSeq names its product protein ELF4-LIKE 3-like. NCBI's taxonomy places the organism in Eukaryota, Viridiplantae, Streptophyta, Magnoliopsida, Cucurbitales, Cucurbitaceae. Gene Ontology annotation, biological process: positive regulation of circadian rhythm; entrainment of circadian clock. The coding region runs from base 1 to 354 and encodes 117 amino acids. The transcript has a single exon. The record is from RefSeq and is a predicted model, not a curated record.